Fomitopsis serialis is the source of this 729-nucleotide messenger RNA. RefSeq lists its product as uncharacterized. The transcript is spliced from 5 exons. NCBI's taxonomy places the organism in Eukaryota, Fungi, Basidiomycota, Agaricomycetes, Polyporales, Fomitopsidaceae. Bases 1 to 729 code for a protein of 242 amino acids. The record is from RefSeq and is a predicted model, not a curated record.
AUGUCCGAAAUCGAUUGCCUCGAUCUCACCGCGUCGCUCAUGGAUGCGGAGGGCCUCAACUUCGGGGCGAGGGAGCUGCUGCCAGUCUUCCGCAAGCCGAAUAGCUUCCUCUUCUUGAGCGAGCUCAGCCUCAGCGACGCAUCCCUACAAGACUUCGACAUGACCUACAUACACCACCUCCCGCGUCUGUCCCGGCUCUGGCUUAGCAACACAGGAAUCAGCAACGAGGCCGUAUAUCACCUCGUCGCGCUCCGCCGGACACUCUCCGAGCUCGACAUCGCACUGAACGCCGCCAUCGACGAUGAUGUCGUCUCCGCGCUGCUCGCCCUCCCCAAGCUGUCCUACCUCUCGGUCUUCGACACCGGUGUGCGCAUGCUUGGGCUGCGCCGCCUCGCGAGGGGCAUCACAGACCGAGAUGCGGAGUAUGGCCUCGACAUCGAGGUUCCACGCGAGUGCGAGGAGUACCUCGACAGUAUGCACCGCAGGUACAUGCUGCACCCUGAGCCGCCGCUCAUCGCCGAGCCCGGCGCAUGCGCGGACCUCUCCGUGCCAGCGCUCCGGCGGAAUCUCGCCGCGCACGCGGCGUACGAUGCGCAGAUCGUCGUAGGCGGAACCAGGCAGGAGAUGGCGGAGCGUUUGGAGCGAAUUCUUCGGGUACGCGAGGCGGAUUUGGGGGUGAGGGACAUGCUUACAGGCAGUGGGGAAAAGACGGACUCGAGCAUAGAAUAA